Messenger RNA from Daldinia vernicosa, 1424 nucleotides. Its product is annotated as TFIID-18kDa-domain-containing protein. Bases 191 to 1153 code for a protein of 320 amino acids. The record is from RefSeq and is a predicted model, not a curated record. Lineage: Eukaryota; Fungi; Ascomycota; Sordariomycetes; Xylariales; Hypoxylaceae. Gene Ontology annotation, biological process: transcription by RNA polymerase II. Gene Ontology annotation, cellular component: SAGA complex. The transcript has a single exon. Gene Ontology annotation, molecular function: transcription coregulator activity; protein heterodimerization activity.
GAUUGAACAACUUUGGCUUUACGCUCUACCCAACAGAACAACAUUCAUCCACAAACAUAAUCGCAUCUCUUGCGUCAUCCGCAGAUCAAGCCAUAGUAUAUUACGGACCAUUACAUUCAAUCGAGAAUCCUUUAUUUAUCCAUUAAGACUGCUUAUACGCCACGACUGCGUAUCGUCGCUUUCAGUCAAAAUGGCGGACAACAGCAAGCAGCAUAAGUAUAGGCAGGAGAUUCAGCAGAUGAUGUACGUCUCUGGUGAGACGGGAGAGCCUUCUGUUGAGACUACUACUAUAAUCGAGGAGAUUGUUCGGCAGCAAGUGAUUGAAAUGCUGCGAAGCUGUACUGAAUUGGCUACGCGCCGUGGCUCCCGAUCCAUCACUAUUAAUGACCUGAUAUUUCAAAUCCGCGACGAUGCGCCUAAAGUUUCACGUCUUAGGACCUUCUUAUCAUGGAAGGAUGUUCGCAAGAGCGCCAAGGAUUCCGACGACAAAGGCGGAGAAGCCGAUUUGGGUGUUGCUGAUGACCCUGCCGGAGCCGUUAUGCCUGGUGGCCCCGCAGUAGAAGAGGCCGCUAAGAAAAAUAAGAAGGCCAAAGUUAAGCUCCCUUGGGAGCCUUCCUCGUUCUAUAGCCAGGAAGUCCCGGAACGCGACGACGAGGAGGACGAGGAAGAAGAGGAAAUGAAUUACAUCACACUUCAACGACUGCGCAAAGCCGACGAGCGGACAAAGGCGAUGACUAGGGAGGAAUACGUCACAUGGUCCGAAUAUCGACAGGCAUCAUUCACAUACCGAAAGGGCAAGCGAUUUAGGGAGUGGGCCGGUUUUGGUAUCGUAACAGACAGUAAGCCCUCAGAUGAUAUCGUCGAUAUCCUGGGUUUCUUGACCUUCGAGAUGGUCCAGACGCUCACGGAGGAGGCGCUCAAGAUCAAGGAGCAAGAAGACCUAUGGAAGGAACGGAGCGGUGGCGAUAACCCAGGCACCAAGAAGCGGAAGCUCACCCAAGGAUUGUUCGAUCUACCCAGUGAGGGUAGGAUCCCCGUUGAAGCGCGCCACAUUCAAGAGGCUUUUCGGAGACUCCAGACCCGGCCGAAGAGAUCUCGGGCUAUGCUGAACGGGACAAACCUACAGCAGAGAACCAACCUGAAGUUAUUCUAAUGGAUUCACGGAGGGGAGCAACAUCCAGUUACGCUCCUAGUCCGAAUCUUCUCCAAGUUUAUCAAAGUUUACGGGUUUAUGAGUUUAAUUCAUAGCGAAUGCGGAAGACCAGCGACAACGGAAAUGUCCUUGUGAGGAAUACCCAGGAGGAAUGGCGUUUUAGGAGCUCCGAUUUUUAUUUACAACUUUUUAAUGCGUUCAGAUAUGCGCUCUUCUCUGACGGAUUAUUCCGUAUGGGCGGUGAAAUCAUCAUUACUCGGUAGACUUGGAA